Molecule: messenger RNA, 1680 nt
Organism: Contarinia nasturtii (swede midge)
Lineage: Eukaryota; Metazoa; Arthropoda; Insecta; Diptera; Cecidomyiidae
Gene: Idh3b
Product: isocitrate dehydrogenase [NAD] subunit beta, mitochondrial
Exons: 10
Coding region: 226-1329 (367 amino acids)
Biological process (GO): tricarboxylic acid cycle; isocitrate metabolic process
Cellular component (GO): mitochondrion
Molecular function (GO): NAD binding; oxidoreductase activity, acting on the CH-OH group of donors, NAD or NADP as acceptor; magnesium ion binding
Source: RefSeq, a predicted model, not a curated record
AUCGUUAGCGUGCAAAGUAUCACAAUUCCAAACGUACAAGAAUGAAUUUCAGCCUUUACAAAGUGUAGUAGAAUCGUGGCAUCAUAUGACAUUUCGAUUUGCACGUAUAUAUCCACUUUGAACGGACAUAUGAGACGAGAAUUAUUACUAUUACUCACGAGCAAGGACUUUGCUACAAUAAAACAGUUUCGAACGGUGCUGAAAAGCGAUAAAACGUGAACCAAAAUGUCUUUGAUUGCCCGAUCACUUUGUCGUACUCUAAACCAGGCAUCACGCGGAAUUCAUUCGACAGCAUGUGUUCAGCAGGUCGCAAAACCAGAAAAGCGCAUUAAAUGCACUUUGAUUCCGGGUGAUGGUGUUGGUCCUGAGCUGGUCUACUCCGUGCAGGAAGUUUUCAAAGCUGCAAACGUUCCUGUAGACUUUGAAACGUUUUUCUUCUCCGAAAUUAAUCCAGUGCUGAGCUCGAAACUUGAAGAUGUAAGGGCAUCCAUUCAAAAAAAUAAGAUUUGUCUUAAGGGUAUUUUGGCCACUCCAGACUACAGUCGAACUGGUGAGCUACAAACAUUGAACAUGAAAUUGCGUAAUGAAUUGGAUUUAUUCGCAAAUGUGGUGCAUGUUCGUAGUUUACCCGGUGUUAAAACUCGUCAUAAUAAUAUUGAUUGUGUUAUUAUUCGAGAACAAACCGAAGGCGAAUAUUCGGCGUUAGAGCAUGAAUCAGUCGAUGGUGUUGUUGAGUGUUUAAAAAUUAUUACCGCCAAAAAAUCAAUGCGCAUUGCAAAAUUCGCCUUUGAUUAUGCCACCAAAAAUAAUCGUAAGAAGGUUACUUGUGUGCACAAAGCCAACAUCAUGAAGCUCGGCGAUGGUUUAUUCUUACGAAGCUGUGAAGAGAUCUCGAAAUUGUAUCCACGUAUCCAAUUCGAGAAGAUGAUUGUUGACAAUACAACUAUGCAACUUGUAUCAAAUCCACAUCAGUUCGAUGUUAUGGUUACACCAAAUUUAUACGGUAGCAUCGUCGAUAAUAUUGCUUGCGGUUUGGUUGGUGGUGCUGGUGUUGUAGCCGGUGCAUCAUAUUCGGCUGAAACCUGUGUCUUUGAACCGGGUGCGCGCCACACUUUCUCAGAAGCGGUUGGUAAAAAUGUUGCCAAUCCAACUGCCAUGCUGUUGUGCAGCACAAAAUUGUUGCGCCAUGUAAAUUUGCACAGUUAUAGCGAUAUGAUUACGAACGCAAUCAAUCGUGUAUUGAAAGCUGGCAAAGUUCGAACCAAAGAUCUUGGUGGACAAAAUACAACCAAUGAGUUCACUUUGGCUGUCAUUGCGAAUCUUAAAUAAGUUACAACUGAUGUAUCCUGUGUGAUGUAAAUGCAAAAUUUAUCCGUUCGUAUACACACUCUCUCUAUCUCUAACCGUCACCUUCUCCCCCACCACACCCACAUCCUUGAAAUAAAUUAUAUCCAUAUCCUUUCUCCUAUAUAUCAAUUAACCCAUCUUUUCCAAUAAUGCAUGCAUACAGCUCGAGAGUCUCCUUUGAUUACCCAUUUUAUGUUUUUUUUUCGGCCAAAAGUUACCAGCCGACGGCAAAAUGAGAACUUAAUACAAACUAUUUGUUUUGGCUGUUUCAAUUUUCAAGCUUGUGAAUAUAAAUUCAUAUUUAUUUAAAUGAUCUAGACAAUAUGAAAAAAA